This is a messenger RNA of Harpia harpyja (harpy eagle), 557 nucleotides long. RefSeq names its product histone H2B 1/2/3/4/6. The transcript has 2 exons. The coding region runs from base 57 to 437 and encodes 126 amino acids. Gene Ontology annotation, cellular component: nucleosome. Gene Ontology annotation, molecular function: DNA binding; protein heterodimerization activity; structural constituent of chromatin. NCBI's taxonomy places the organism in Eukaryota, Metazoa, Chordata, Aves, Accipitriformes, Accipitridae. The record is from RefSeq and is a predicted model, not a curated record.
ACCCUCUGCUUCGGUACCGGCGGUAGUUGGUGAGUGAGAGCCGCGCGUUUGCUGCCAUGCCCGAGCCGGCCAAGUCCGCCCCCGCGCCCAAGAAGGGCUCCAAGAAAGCCGUCACCAAGACGCAGAAGAAGGGCGACAAGAAGCGCAAGAAGAGCCGCAAGGAGAGCUACUCGAUCUACGUGUACAAGGUGCUGAAGCAGGUGCACCCCGACACGGGCAUCUCGUCCAAGGCCAUGGGCAUCAUGAACUCCUUCGUCAACGACAUCUUCGAGCGCAUCGCCGGCGAGGCCUCGCGCCUGGCGCACUACAACAAGCGCUCCACCAUCACCUCGCGGGAGAUCCAGACGGCCGUGCGGCUCCUGCUGCCCGGCGAGCUGGCCAAGCACGCCGUCUCGGAGGGCACCAAGGCCGUCACCAAGUACACCAGCUCCAAAUAAGCUGUCUGUGCACUCUGUGCCAGAGCUGCUUGACCCAAAGGCUCUUUUAAGAGCCACCCACCUUUUCAGUAAAAGGGCUGACGCUGCGGUGACUUGUUCUUGGCUGUCUCGGGGAUGAGA